Messenger RNA from Galeopterus variegatus (Sunda flying lemur), 1834 nucleotides. Its product is annotated as serine/threonine-protein kinase Nek5-like. The transcript is spliced from 17 exons. Gene Ontology annotation, molecular function: ATP binding; protein kinase activity. Lineage: Eukaryota; Metazoa; Chordata; Mammalia; Dermoptera; Cynocephalidae. The record is from RefSeq and is a predicted model, not a curated record. The annotation marks the transcript as partial. Gene Ontology annotation, biological process: protein phosphorylation.
AGAACGGUAGGCUGUUUAUUGUAAUGGAAUAUUGUGAUGGAGAAGAUCUCAUGAAAAGGAUCAAUAGACAACAAGGAGUGUUAUUUAGUGAAGAUCAGAUCCUGGAUUGGUUUGUACAGAUUUCUCUAGGACUAAAACAUAUUCAUGACAGGAAGAUAUUACACAGGGACAUAAAAGCUCAGAACAUUUUUCUUAGCAAGAAUGGAAUGGUUGCAAAGCUUGGUGACUUUGGUAUAGCAACAGUCCUGAAUAAUUCCAUGGAACUUGCUCGAACAUGUGUUGGAACACCUUACUACCUGUCCCCAGAGAUCUGUCAAAAUAAACCCUACAAUAAUAAAACGGAUAUUUGGUCUCUUGGCUGUGUCUUAUAUGAGCUCUGCACACUCAAGCAUCCGUUUGAGGGUAAUAACUUACACCAGCUGGUACUGAAGAUCUGUCAAGCACAUUUUGCCCCAGUAUCGCCAAGGUUUUCUUGUGACCUACGGUCCUUGAUAUCUCAGCUCUUUAAAGUAUCUCCUCGGGAUCGACCAUCUGUUAAUUCCAUUUUGAAAAGGCCCUUUUUAGAGAAUCUAAUUGCCAAAUACUUGACUCCUGAGGUGAGAAGAAUUCAAUCACACACUUGAAAGCAGAGCAAGAUCGUCAGCACCACAACCUGCUGGGAAGUUCCUUGGCCUGCUGAGUACCUUCAGAGGAAAUUCGAAGCUCAACAAUAUAAGGUGAAGGUGGAAAAGCAAUUGGGUCUUCGUCCAUCUUCAGCUGAGCCAAAUCACAACCAGAGACAAGAACUAAGAAGUGGUGGAGAAGAGCCUAGAUUCCAGGAGCUGCAGAUUAGGAAAAACAGAAUGAAGGAACAGGAAUAUUGGAAGCAGCUAGAGGAAAAACGCCAACAGUACCACAAUGACAUGAAGGAAAUUAGAAAGAAGAUGGGAAGAGGACCAGAGGAACACUCAAAAGUAAGUCAUAAAACCUAUUUGGUGAAGAAGAGUAACCUGCCUGUCCACCAAGAUGCACCUGAGGAAGAAGCACCUGCGCAGGCAAUGGAUAUGCUAAAUGAAACUUUGAUCUUUGAGGACGGCAUGAAGUUUAAGGACUAUAAGUAUAUAAAGGAGCAUGAAGAUUGUACAGAAAAAGCAUUUGAAAAACUCUGUUGUCCAGAAGCAGGGUUUUUCAUUAAGGAUUCAGUUGCUGCAGAAAACCGGAGGCAGUGGGAUACUGGAGUGUCCCAGACCCUGCUGCAAAUGAUGGCAGGGACCAAAGUCACCUCUGCCUGCUCCACUGUGCCUGACAAUGGCCAAGUUAUUGUGAUUGAAGGUGUUCCGGAAAAUAGGAAACAGUGGCGGCAUGAAGUGCCAGGAACGUUGAUGAAUGUUUUGGCGGCAGCACAUCUAAUGAGUUGCUCAUUUUCUGCCAGCGAAGGAGAAUUUGUGGGACCAUUAAAACAACAGCUUCCUAAAGAAGAGGAGGAGGAGGUGGAAAUGGCCUCUGGCAUUGAAGUAGAUGAGGAACAACUAGAACCAGAAUCUGAUGAUGAUGAUAUAAAUUUUGAAGAAUCUGAAGAUGAGUUGAGAGAAGUAAUAGAAUCCCUAGAAAAACUCGCUAUUUCCAAAGAGGAAGAAAAAAGAGAAGAGGCUUCCGGUUCCUCUAAGGCCUCUGAAAAAUCAGGAGAAAGAGAGGGGAUAAGCAUGCCAAAACCUGAGGGAUUAAAUGAAGGUGUGGAAAGUGUUUCUGCUCCAUCUAAUGACCAGACUUGUAUUGUUGAUGAAGACCAAGGAACAUUAACAACCAGUCAAGAUAUACAAGUCUGAUUAUUGUACCUUUUCUUAAAUAAGUUAGC